This is a messenger RNA of Hippocampus zosterae (dwarf seahorse), 3581 nucleotides long. It is a transcript of the gene paqr7b, whose product is annotated as progestin and adipoQ receptor family member VII, b. Lineage: Eukaryota; Metazoa; Chordata; Actinopteri; Syngnathiformes; Syngnathidae. The transcript is spliced from 2 exons. Gene Ontology annotation, biological process: response to steroid hormone. Bases 175 to 1233 code for a protein of 352 amino acids. Gene Ontology annotation, molecular function: steroid binding; nuclear steroid receptor activity. Gene Ontology annotation, cellular component: plasma membrane. The record is from RefSeq and is a predicted model, not a curated record.
GACCUUGACAUCCUCUUGGAGUCUGCGCCCUACCGUCAAGCACUGUUACAACCACGGCCAUCCUCCAUCCGUGUAAUUCGUCGCACAAUGUUUUUAAUAAUUUAUCAGGCUGCCCGUCCUUCGUCGCUGGCAAAUUCUAAGACUUUGGAUUGAUCCCACCAUCUACAGUUUGCCAUGGCGACGGUGGUGAUGGAGCAGAUCGGCCGCCUGUUUAUCAACGCCCAGCAGCUGCGUCAGAUCCCUCAGCUGCUGGAGUCGGCCUUUCCCACACUGCCUUGCACCGUCAAGGUGUCUGACGUUCCCUGGGUGUUCCAAGAGCGUCACAUCCUCACUGGCUACAGGCAGCCGGACCAUAGCUGGCGCUACUACUUCCUCACCCUCUUCCAAAGGCACAACGAGACCAUUAACGUAUGGACACACCUGCUGGCCGCCCUGGUCAUCUUAGUGAAGUGGCAGGAGAUCUCACAGACGGUUGAUUUUUUGCGAGACCCUCACGCUCAGCCCCUCUUCAUCAUCCUCUUCACCGCCUUCACCUACCUCUCCUUUAGUGCACUCGCUCAUCUCUUGUCUGCCAAAUCUGAGCUGUCUCACUACACCUUCUACUUCCUCGACUACGUGGGGGUGGCCGUCUACCAGUACGGUAGCGCGUUGACGCAUUACUACUACGCCAUCGAGGAGGCUUGGCAUGCCAGAGUGCAAGGGUUCUUUUUACCCGCCGCUGCUUUCUUGGCCUGGCUCACAUGCUUUGGCUGCUGCUAUGGCAAAUACGUCAGUCCCACGCUGCCCAAGAUUACUCACAAGCUUUUCCAAGUGGUGCCCUCGGCCUUGGCUUACUGUUUGGACAUCAGUCCCGUGGUUCACCGCAUCUACACGUGCUACCAGGAAGGCUGCUCUGACCUGGUUGUGGUCUACCACCUCUACCAAGUGCUCUUUUUCCUCAUCGGCGCCUAUUUUUUUUCUUGCCCUCACCCGGAAAGCUGGUUCCCAGGGAAGUGUGACUUCAUCGGGCAGGGCCACCAGAUCUUUCACGUGUUUGUCAUGUUCAGCACCCUGGUGCAGAUCGAAGCUCUGCGGAUAGACUUCGGCGAGCGGCGGCCGCUCUACGAGCGACUCCACGGCGAUCUCGCUCACGACGCCGUCGCGCUCUUUAUCUUCACCACCUGCUGCAGUGCGCUCACUGCUUUUUACGUUCGCAAACGUGUACAUGCUUCUCUCCAUGAAAAAUAUGCAUAGGUGUAAUUUUACAUUUGAAGUUGCUCUACAAGCAAGGUGUCAAACUCAUUUUUGUCAUGGGCCACGUGGUUUAGCACUUGGAAUCCCUCAUGUCUGAGCCGAAUCCGAAUCCAGUAAAAAACAAAAAAAAGUUAAAAGUUAAACUAUUUUUUCAAUUUAUUUUGAAAAGUGUUAUUAAAAGUGAAAAGAAGCAACUGCAAGAAACAUGAAAUGAUUUGGUAUCUAUCUUGGUGAGCCGUACAGUUAGCAACAAUUCUAUCCUCAUACAUCAAUUUGUAACAGCGACUUUUCGUGUAUAAUCUGCCCAACCACAGUGAACAUUUUACAGCUCGUUUAUUAGUCCGCAAGGGGUUAGUUGAAGCCCACAGGUGCACGUUAUACAUUUAAAAUUUUCUUUUUGAUUAUGCACAUUUUUGGUGAGCUUGCAACAGUUCUUGAUAUGAUGUCUCAAAAUGCUUUUUUAAAAUCUAAAAUACAAUAUUAUUCAAGAGACUCAUUAAAGGAACCUGGUUGUUGCAUACGGAAUUCCUAUGGCCCCUGUAAUAUAAACAAUUGGAGGUAAGAUAUAUGUUUGUUGUCAAGGGCCGUGCAUUUUAAGUGAAUUCAGUUUUCUUUUUCCUCCACACAAAAAUGCAGUUUUUUUCUGGAGUUGUACAGCAAAACAGUCUUGCGUACCGUGAUAGUGUAUAACACAUCUAGUUAAUGCUUGUUUUAUGCUAUCCCAUUUUAUUGUGUCUUUCUUUUCAUAUUUCCUGGUACAUCCGGCCAAACUAAAGGAAGAACAUAGUAGAGGAAAGUUGAACACUGAUUUUAGAAAAAUAUUGUUCCUCUUAAAAGCUACAUUUGAAGCAAUGUUCGGGAUGCGAGAGUUCUGAUCUGUUUUUGUUCCAACAAUCCUUAUAUUUAUACUCCUCAAGGUCAGAAAGUUCAGCUUUUGCCUUUUCACAUUCCAUGGCUUGGUGACUAAGCUAUACAGUACACACACACACACACACACACACACACACAUAUACAAAGUGUACUUUGCUCUAUUUCAUUGAUUGAUUGCACAAAUUAAAAUGAUCUGGAUGCAGAUACAUUUUUAAAAUAAAUGUAUAGUAUAGUAUAGUAUAGUAUAUUUAAAAAAUGUGUCUGAUCCAUAUGAUUUGAUGUCGUGCAAUCAUCGUUUUGCACGAUGAUUGCACGACAAUCAUCGUGAUCAAAAGUACACUGAUGAUUUUUUUCAGUGUACUUUUGAUCACAUAUUCGCUUUGUGUUAUGAAAUUGUACAGUGUGUGCCUCUUGCAUGUCUCUAUACAAUGCUGAUAUUAUGGUGUGACAACUUUCCCUGCACUCAAAGCAUUUUGUGUUACUCUGCGCCAAAUAGCCCUCAACGAUGAAUGCGCUUUUUUUUCAGAAGGAAUACAGCGCAUUUUUCUCUUGCUGCUUGCUUUCAAAUGUUUCAUGUUUAACUGUCUUCGUGUUUAACAGAUUUUGGAAAGAUCAUUAUGAAUACAUUUUUUACCAGUGGUGCACUGUUGCUCUGAAGCACCCGAUUGUUUUGGCUUUUGCUGCAGAUAUGGUUCACUUAAUAGUAUUUUAGCUUGCAAAAUGUCAUCUCAGAAAAUUAGUUUGAGCCAUUGCAGCAUUCUCUCCUCUUGAUGGUGUUUUAUGAAUGUGUUUUUACAACACUGAUGACACUACUGAAAGAUAAUUUCAGAGUCAAUUUAAAUGAUGUCUUCACAGCAGUGCAAAUGGUGGGUUUGAGUCAACUGACAAGCAGUUGACUCAUCAUGCUCUGCCCGAAUCAACACUGUACAUAUUUUGGUUGACCACAUUGGCUAUGUUUACAUGCAUGAUGUUUUUAUACGGUUACUUUGGAUAUUCUAUUCUUGGUGUAGCCCGUUUAACACAGUGAGUAUCCUGGAAGGGUUGGGGCUUAUAAAACCUCUACCAGAUAUUUUGUAUUUGAUUCAUCCAAGUCAUACAUGGGGAGAUAUAUACUGUAUAUUGGUUGCACCAAUAAUUUAUUUUAAAAUAUUCUUUUCACAAAUGUGGAAUUACAUAGAAAGUCAAAUUUGUUUUUGGACCAGUGUUUUGAGUAAUGAACAGAUGUGUGAGCAGCAGUUUUGCCGCAAUUGACACAUCACCUGCACCUAUUAUCUAAAUUGCAUGUUUUGAAAAAUAAGAACCGGAACAUGGGCAGUACACUGUGUCAAAGCGAAUGUGUUAACAAAGCCUCGAAUGAUGCCAUCCAGGUUUGCCUUCAUUAUAGAAAGCAGGGUGAGAGGGGCCAGAAGGUCUUCUGUCUCUUGACUGCACUGACUGUACUAAUGUUGAAAAGAAGUAAAAUGUUGUAUUAACUGAAA